AUGUACCUUAAAAUCCUUAACAUUUUUGGUCAUUUAUUUUAACAUCCUAUUAAUUGUUUUCAUAUACACACAUAUUCACUAGAAAGUAACCCUAUUGAGAAAAACAGAUAAUAUUUUUGGAGUUUGUCUUAGUCAUUUCAACAAUAUUGUAAAUAACCUAUACUCACAAUGGCAAGUAAUUAAUUACUGCCUUAAAUUGAUUUAAUAUCAAAUUUGCAUUUACUACAAAUAUUUGAUCUUAGUUGCCUUCAGAUGCUUUUAUCUUUUGGAUUAAAGAUUUACAUUUAAUGUAUGAAUCAUGUAGAUGUAAAUUGGUUUAUUGUCUUUAUUACAAUAUUGAGUUCUAUAAUAGAAAUUAUUAUUUUUUCACUAGUACAAAAAUAGGAGUAGAUAAUAAUUUACUCUUUACACGAAAGACUAAUUUUGGAAAUAGUAUUAUUACAUAUACAACCAAUUUAACUAUAACUAUCAGAUAUCAUUUAAAAGCCUUUUACAUUAAUUUAGUUACUCUUUUAUGUAAAUAGAUUAAUAUAUUUCUUGGAUUCAAAUCCAUUUUCUGUGAUAUUGUAAUUUAAGAACCUUUUUGAGAUUAUGUUAAAAUCAAAAUAUAUCUUUAGAAUAAAAAUUAUUAAAUGAUUAUCAAACAAAUAGGAAUUAAAUUACAUAAUAAAAUUAUCAAUUAACCUACUAAUAGUCUCAAUAUCAAAUAUCAAGAAAACAAUGUUGAAUUCUCUUACUUCAAAAACUCAAAGCUUUUGAAUCAAAAUUUCUAUAAAUUAGGUGUUCUUACUAUUAUGGAUUUUAAUAAUAGAUAAAUUAAAAUCAUAAAUACAUAUUAUCUUAUGAAAAAAUUAGUCAGUUAUUUUAAUUUUCUUAAUAUUUAAAUAUAUCCAACUUAAUCUUAAAAAUCUUAUAUAUAUUAUCCACUUAUAAGUAAUAACUUUUUAUUUUUAUGA
This is a messenger RNA of Paramecium primaurelia, 956 nucleotides long. The record is from the annotation of a GenBank genome assembly. Lineage: Eukaryota; Ciliophora; Oligohymenophorea; Peniculida; Parameciidae.